AUGUGGCAAGAAAAGAGUGUUAAUCCAACAAAGAUCAUUUCUAGUAAUUUUACACCCAGUUCUCUCUUCGUGACAUCAAAUGGUGAUAUUUAUAUUGGUGAUCGAUAUGAAAAUCAACGAGUACAGAGAUGGAGUGCAGAAACAAAUACAUUUGUCACAGUGAUGAAUACCAACUCAUAUUGUGGUGGUUUGUUUGUCGAUAUCAAUGAUACUCUUUAUUGUUCAAUGAAGAAUCAUCAUCAAGUAGUAAAAACAUCAUUAAACGAUUCCGUGAUGGCUUCAAAUCGUGUUGCUGCUGGUACAGGUAUUAAAGGAUUAGACUCGAAUCAGCUUGAUAAUCCUUUUGGAAUCUUUGUUGAUGUGAAUUUCGAUUUAUAUGUGGCAGAUUGUUCCAAUAACCGUGUUCAGUUGUUCCAGUCGGGAGAAUUAACUGGUAUUACAGUAGCUGGAGGUACAUCAUUAAAUCCAACAAUUACACUUCUUUUUCCAACUGGAAUUAUAUUAGAUGCUGAGAAAUAUUUAUUCAUUGUGGAUGCUAACAAUGGUCGCAUUGUUGGUUCAGGCUUAAAUGGUUUUCGAUGUUUAGUUGGAUGUUAUGGAUUAGGUUCACAAUCCAAUCAAUUAAAUCGUCCAUUUAGUUUUAGUUUCGAUCGUUCAGGAAACAUAUUUGUUAUCGAUUCAUUCAAUCAUCGAAUUCAAAAAUUCCAAACAAAAGAAGUUACACGAAUUGCUUUGAAAUCAACCAAAAAUCGUUUUGCAUAG
Messenger RNA from Adineta steineri, 762 nucleotides. The record is from the annotation of a GenBank genome assembly. NCBI's taxonomy places the organism in Eukaryota, Metazoa, Rotifera, Eurotatoria, Adinetida, Adinetidae.